UUGUAUCACGUUCACCAGCAUUUAUCAGCAACAAGAUCUGUAUCAAUCUAGCUGCAAAACCAUCUUUUUCUUCUCAAUAUUCUCAUCAUUAUUCCACAAAUUCUGCAACCACCACAACGUCAUCCCCUCAACCUAAUAUUCAACAUCUCAUCACAUUAGCAGAUUUGUCACAAACCCAAAUUUACAAUUUACUUGUUUCAUCGAUUAAUCACAAGUACAAUGCAAAGCAUCUAAAUAAAUCAUCGGGUGCCCCGUUGGCUGGGAAGACUUUAGCACUUAUGUUUUCGAAAAGGUCUACACGGACUAGAGUUGCUACUGAGGCUGCAGUCGCUUAUUUGGGUGGUCAACCAAUGUUCCUUGGAUCUCAGGAUAUUCAAUUGGGUGUCAAUGAGUCAUUACUUGACACAAGCAAAGUUGUGUCAAGUAUGGUUGACGGAAUUAUGGCACGUGUCGGAUCACAUGAUGAGAUUGAGACUCUUGCCAAGUACUCUUCGGUGCCAAUUAUAAACGCAUUAUCCGAUAAAUACCAUCCAACACAAAUUCUCGCUGAUCUGAUGACUUUACACGAAGUCUAUUUACCGCAAUCAACCUCUUAUAAUGCACAUUUAACACACCCACAAGGAACAUUACCUGGUCGCACAGUCGCGUGGAUUGGUGACGGAAACAAUAUUUUACAUAGUAUGUUAGUCACUCUCCCAAAAUUAGGUAUCAAUUUGUCGGUUGCUACCCCCAAUGAUUAUCAACCUAUAAAAGAAGUGGUUGACAUUGCGAUACGUGAGGCGUCAAAGUCUGGUGCAGAAUUGUCGUUUACUACUGAUCCAAUGGAAGCUGUUCAUCAAUCUGAAAAAGCAAAACGUCUUCAAGAUUUUGCCGGGUAUCAAAUCACUUCAGAAUUAGCUGAAAAAGGAGGUGCUAAUACAGAUUGGAAGUUUUUGCAUUGUUUACCACGUAAACAGGAGGAAGUCACUGACGAGGUAUUCUAUUCUCCGAGAUCUGUCGUUUUUCAGGAAGCAGAGAACCGUAAAUGGACUAUUCUGGCUGUUAUCGAGGCACUUCUUGUAAAGAAAGGAUUUGAAUAG
Molecule: messenger RNA, 1079 nt
Organism: Ambispora gerdemannii
Lineage: Eukaryota; Fungi; Glomeromycota; Glomeromycetes; Archaeosporales; Ambisporaceae
Source: the annotation of a GenBank genome assembly